UAGGGUUUUAACAAUCUUUCUCCAAAAAUCCCCAAUUUUGUUUGACCAAAAUCAUGUCUCUCCGUUCAAUUUCUCGGAUCCUAUCAUCCCCAAAUCGCUUCCUAAACCCCCAAUUCUCGACCAUUAGAUUCGCUAUCACUUCAUCCGCGGACAAAAUCUUCGAUCACCUGAACAAAAAUGGCGGCAACAUAGAGAAAACCCUAGCCACAAUCAAGCCCAAACUGGAUCCCAAAUUCGUGAGCGACGUCUUAUUCAAAUGCCAUCCGAGCCAAUCUCAAAUGGGUAUCAGGUUUUUCAUCUGGGCUGGUCUCCAAUCGGAUUAUAGACACUCUUAUUUUAUGUAUGGAAAAGCUUGUAAAUUGUUUGAAAUUAGUCAAAAUCCUAAACUUAUUUCUGAUAUUAUUGAGGCUUAUAGGGAUGAGAAGUGUUUUGUUACUGUUAAAACGUUUAAGGUUGUUUUGAAUUUGUGUAAAGAAGCCAAACUAGCUGAUGAGGCCUUGUGGGUGUUGAGGAAAAUGCCUGAAUUUAACUUAUUUCCUGAUACAACAAUGUAUAAUUCUGUUAUAAGGUUGUUUUGUUUGAAGGGUGAUAUGAAUACUGCUGAGAGUUUGAUGAAAGAGAUGGGGUUGGUUGAUCUUUAUCCGGAUAUGAUCACGUAUGUAGAAAUGGUUAAAGGGUUUUGCAAUGUGGGUCGGUUGGAUGAUGCUUUUGGGUUGUUUAAGGUUGUGAAAGAACUGGAUUGUGGAAAUAAUACGGUUUUAUGCUCGGCUCUGCUUGAUGGGGUAUGUAAGAGUGGGGAUAUGGAGAGAGCUUUGGAGUUGUUAGAGGAGAUGGAGAAAGGAGGUGGGGAAGUUAGUCCCAAUGUAGUGGCGUACACGUCGGUUAUCCAGAGGUUUUGUGAGAAAGGUCGGACGUCAGAGGCAUUGGAGGUUCUGGAUCGAAUGGAAGCUUGGGGUUGCUUUCCGAAUCGUGUUACAGUUAGUUGUUUGAUUGAGCGGUUUUGUGCAGAGGGUCGAGUUGAGGAGGUUUCUAAGUUGAUUGAUAGGGUUGUCAAAGGGGGUGUCUCUUAUGAUGAAUGUUGUAGUUCUUUUGUGGUGUCUCUGAAAAGAACUGGGCAAUUUGAGGAGGCUGAGAAAGUGUUUCGGAAGAUGAUAAAUAAUGGGUUGAAACCAGAUAGUUUGGCGUGUACCAUUGUUAUAAAGGAGCUUUGUUUGAUUGGGAGAGUCUUGGAUGGAUAUCAGUUGUGUGAUGAGAUUGAGAAGAUCGGCUUCUGGUCUUCCAUUGAUUCUGAUGUUUACUCACUUCUUAUAGUGGGGCUUUGCCAACAGGGACAUUUGGUUGAGGCUGCAAAUCUUGUGAGUUUAAUGCUCAAGAAAGGAAUUCAACUGAGCGCUCCUUAUGUUGACAGGAUAGUUGAAAUCCUAAAGAAAUCCGGAGAUGAGGAGCUUAUUCACCAUUUAACCAGGAUUUGUAGGUGACCCUUAAAAAUGUUACGUUUCUUCUGUUUGGAGAGCUCUUAUCUGAUGAUUUGGAAACAGAUAGCAAUUACUUAUCGAGCUGAGUUUCUCAAUUCAUUUCACUGACGCAAACAUAAAGAACAUGUUCUUGUUUCAAUUGUAAACAAAGUAUGAAUCUUUGAAUUCGAAGUGAAUGGCGGCACUUACUCAUCCAGGUUUAUUUCGAAGAA
Messenger RNA from Morus notabilis, 1687 nucleotides. RefSeq names its product pentatricopeptide repeat-containing protein At5g47360. The record is from RefSeq and is a predicted model, not a curated record. Gene Ontology annotation, molecular function: protein binding. Bases 54 to 1478 code for a protein of 474 amino acids. The transcript has a single exon. Lineage: Eukaryota; Viridiplantae; Streptophyta; Magnoliopsida; Rosales; Moraceae.